This is a messenger RNA of Diaporthe citri, 2058 nucleotides long. RefSeq lists its product as uncharacterized. The transcript has 5 exons. The record is from RefSeq and is a predicted model, not a curated record. NCBI's taxonomy places the organism in Eukaryota, Fungi, Ascomycota, Sordariomycetes, Diaporthales, Diaporthaceae. The coding region runs from base 1 to 2058 and encodes 685 amino acids. Gene Ontology annotation, molecular function: hydrolase activity.
AUGCGGCCACAAUAUCCGCUUCUCGCCGUCGUGGCUGCCACCGAGGCCACUAUCCCAGGAGAAGCGUAUUAUGUAGUCCCUACUGCAUUCCCUACGUCGGUGUAUUCGUCCUACUACGUCCAACCAGGGCCAACACAGGAGCCUCAGCCAGCCAUAUACGAUCCUGUUUUAAACAUCACAUUUCCGCUGAAUCUCACGGACCCAUCAACUAUACCGACGGAAGACCUGGACCCUGUCCUCUAUCCUGUGGCUGCUGCCAAUCUCUCGGAAACCGCCAGCGCUGCUAUUAUAUCGGCAGCUGUAGCCGAGAUCCUUGACAUCAUCUCAGCCAACAAUAGCGGGUUGGCCGGCAAUUGUUCUAAAUGUGUAGCAGCACUAUCGGUUGCGAAGCUGGCGGCAAGUCUGGCUCCCGCAAGUGUCCCGGACGCCAUGGUCGCUCUCUGCCAGGCCACUGGAUUCGGCUCCAACUCAUCGUGCAAGACCACUUACAAAGCGGGCAGCUUUGGGGCUGUGUGGACGCAGGUGUUGGUAAAAGCUGAUGUUGCGGGCCUGGACGGGCAGUACAUCUGCUCUUCGUUGAGCACGAAGUUCUGCAGUACGCCACCGGUGAUUCCUGUCAAGGCCAAAUUCCCGAAGGAGCGGCCGGUUGACACAAGCGUGCCUAUGAGGAGCGGGAAGAGGGCAAAGGUCUUCCAUUUGUCGGACAUGCACUUAGAUCCGCGAUACCAGGUUGGUACAGAAGGGAACUGUACUAACAGGCCUUGUUGUCGGCCUAGCAGUCCUCAAUCGAAUGGAAGUAUGCCAGCUGUCGAGCUUUCGGCUCCUCUUUAUGGUUGGUAUGACUGUGACUCGCCGUACUACCUGGCACUUGCAGCCCUACAGUCCAUAGGACCUUUGACGGGAACAUCUCGAGAUAACCCCCCUGCAAUGACUUUUUACACUGGAGAUAUGGUCACUCACGCGCCUUCCCAAGCCCAGCUGUCGAAAGCCUUUGUCGAAAACGUCGAGGAUGCUCUCCUCCAGAUGUUUAAAGCGUACAUUGGGGGACCCGUUUACACUGCCUUGGGCAACCAUGACAGCAGCCCGGAGAACAACGAUGCCCCUCACAAAAUUGACAAUGACGGACCGCUGGGCAAGCAAUUUUCAUGGAACUAUGACCACAUCUCACAACUGUGGGAGCAUUAUGGCUGGAUCAAUAGCAGUACUCAGGCUGAGGCUGCUUUGCAUUAUGGAGCAUACGCGGUUACUCACCCACUUGGGGUUAGAAUAAUCACCCUCAACAGCGAUUUCUACUACCAGGGCAACUACUACGCUUUCCUGCAUGUUGCAGAUCCUGACUACUCCGGGAUAUUCACCUUCCUCAUCGAUGAGUUACAGAAGGCUGAAGAUGCUGGCCAGCGAGCCUACAUCAUCAGCCACGUCCUGACCGGCUGGGACGGAACAAAUCCCACGCCAGGCGGGGCUGAUUACUUCUAUCAGAUAGUCGAGCGAUACUCUCCCCACGUGAUUGCCGGAGUAUUCUUUGGCCACACCCAUGAAGACCAAGCUUUCAUCUAUUACAGCAACAACGGCACAACGCAGUCUGCUGAGAAUGCCAUUGCCAACGCCUGGGUCGGCCCCUCACUCACCCCACUUACACAUAUUAACUCUGGAUACAGGAUGUACGAGAUAGAUACCGGCUCCUUCGAGGUCAUGGACGCGUACACAUUCUACUCGGAUGUCUCCAAGUUCUCUUCGCUCGAAGGGUCCGGGCCAACCUGGGAGUUUGAGUACUCUACCCGCGACGCGUACGGGGCAGCGGCGGGCUGGGCGGAUAGUGAGCCCUUGAAUGCAACAUUUUGGCAUCGGGUCACCGAGGCGAUGGAGAAGGACAGAAGCCUGGUGUCGCUGCAGAAUACUUACCAGGGAAAAAGUAGUGUUAUGAGCCCCAACUGCACCAGCCAAGCAUGCGCCGAGGCAAGGAUCUGCUACAUGAGAAGCGGAAGCGUUGGACUGGGGAGGCAGUGUCCUCAGGGAUUUGGCAGCGUUCAGAGCCCGUUUACUGGUGAGGACUUCUAG